Molecule: messenger RNA, 948 nt
Organism: Colletotrichum navitas
Lineage: Eukaryota; Fungi; Ascomycota; Sordariomycetes; Glomerellales; Glomerellaceae
Exons: 1
Coding region: 230-835 (201 amino acids)
Source: RefSeq, a predicted model, not a curated record
AGCCCACGAAUGUCACGACGCAAUCCUGGGUUCCCAGAAGACGAUUCCAUAUGGAUUCCUCACAUAUCGUUCCGCGGCAACACGAUUACGAAAUGAAACGUUAGACAGGGGUUGACCUAUUUUCGACAACACACAGCUAAUUCAACGACUUUUCCUUUCCCCCUUUUUCCCCCCCAUCCUUUCUAUCCGAUUGGACGUUGGUCCAGUAAAUACAUACGGCAUCGUAGCGAUGAGAGCAGAUUCUUCUCGACUUCUGGUAAUAGCAGCAUUGACUUGGGCGACCUCUGUUUUCUCUCCCGAUAAGAGAACCCACAGCCGGGGUUGGAAAGUAGACGAUUUUGCCGAAAGAUUGGCAUCUCGGUUCGCUCGGGCAUGUCUAUGGCACAGGGCUCCGUCAUAUUUGGACGGUAGGCGUGGGUAUUCAACGUUCCUUGGCCAUAUUCGGCGAAGCUGGAAGUUGGAUGUGUAUAAAAGUGGAUCGCCUAGCACGGCCUUUUCCUUCUUUUUUUUUCUUUUCUUUUGUGCCUUUCCUUUACGACCGAACAAUAUUUUUAUUUUGGGCCGAGUCACAAGAACGGCCACGUUGAAGGGAUUUCAAGUAACGAGCAUAGACAGGAGCCGGAGGAGACUAAUCCGGCAAUACAAAGAUGGGCAAGGUUACUGCAUGGUCGUGGACGACAACAAAGGCUCAUGCUCAGACCGCAGAAGUGUUUCUUCAGACAGGGAAUUUUGGCUUUCGAUAAUUUUUAGUUUCCUGGCGACGGGUGAAGGGCCGCAAGGAGCGGCCUGGACGGGGUUGAGGAGAAGAGAAACGAGUAAAAGUUGGAAGGGAUAGGCAAGUAGGCAGCCCCUUAGGGCGUUCAAUUGAACGCAAUGGAAGUCAGACGCGCAUACAAAACUCGAUUUUGAAACUUGUGACUUUUUCGGUUCCAAAGUGGAAGUGGCUGG